UUCUUCUUCUUCUUCUCUUUUAAGUUGCAGUUGCAGUCACAGUCUCACUGGGGAGAAAGCCCGUCACUCUUAAUCACCCACAUCUCAUCUUUUCCGAUUCCUGUAAUCUGAAUUCAGAAGCUAACUAAGGACUCGUGAGGCUGCAGGUUAUACCAAGUGGAAUCAACUUACAUUAGUUAGAACUUGUCUGGACUUGAAUGCAACAGAAAGCAGCAUGGUUGCACUUCAAAAAGAAAAAUAAAAUUCAAUGGAAGAACCACAGACUUCAUUUCUUCCUUCCUUUCUACGUCAACCUGUUGCUUCUCACAACAGUGCCACACUUGGCACAAAUGGGCCCAUGAAUCCUCCUCCCUUUCAGGGUUUUGGUUAUCCAGGCAUUAAAAAGAGAGGCCAUGGAAGUCGUUCAUGGAUAAAGAUAGAUCAAAACGGAAACUCAAAGAUUCUGGACCUUGAUAAGGCCACCCUAAUGAGACGUUGUUCACUGCCUUCCAGAGAUCUACGGCUUUUGGAUCCUUUAUUCAUUUAUCCUUCGACAAUAUUAGGUCGUGAAAAGGCAAUUGUGGUCAGUCUCGAACAGAUUAGAUGCAUAAUCACAGCUGAUGAGGUUAUCCUGAUGAAUUCCUUGGACAGCUCUGUUGUGCAAUAUGAGUCAGAACUCUGCAAACGUCUUGAGAUGAACAAAGAUCAAAAUGAUGAUCUGCCUUUCGAAUUCAGGGCACUGGAGCUGGCUUUGGAGCUGACGUGCAUGUCUCUUGAUGCUCAGGCAAAGGAACUGGAAUUGGACGUAUAUCCAGUACUAGAUGAGCUUGCAUCAUCCAUCAACACUAUAAAACUAGAACGUGUCCGGAGACUCAAGGGCAAUCUCCUUGCAUUGACUCACCGAGUUCAGAAGGUUCGUAAUGAAAUAGAGCAGCUCAUGGAUGAUGAUGGGGACAUGGCUGAGAUGUACCUGACUAUGAAGAAAGAAAGAAUGGAAGCUUACUCCACAUCUGAACAAUAUUUCCAAAAUAACAUUUUAGCUGGAUCUGAGAUGGUGUCAAAAUCUGCUCCUGUUUCACCUGUUGGUUCAGUAACUGGGACUAAUAAACUGGAAAAGGCCUUGAGCAGCGCUUUGAGUUCAAGUAAAAACGGAAGCUUAAUCGGGUCAUCUAAUAAUGGAGAAAACAUUGUAGAGCUUGAAAUGUUGCUCGAAGCAUAUUUUGUUGUUAUUGACAACACCUUCAGUAAGCUUUUUUCGCUGAAAGAAUACAUAGAUGACACUGAAGAUUUCAUCAACAUUAAACUGGGAAAUGUUCAGAACCAGCUUAUAAAAUUUGAGUUGCUCCUGACAGCGGCUACUUUUGUUACUGCAAUUUUUGCUGUCGUGACUGGAGUUUUUGGGAUGAACUUCCAACCUGAUAUCUUCAAUUACCCAUCUGCCUUCAACUGGGUCUUGAUUAUAACUGGAAUUGCAUGUGGGAUUAUAUACAUAUGUUUCUUGUUGUAUUUCAAACACAAGAGAGUAUUGUAAGCAAAUAUUUUUUAGUGGGAAAAGAAAUGCAUUUAUAAUUCCAUUGGCAUUUUUAAGACU
Molecule: messenger RNA, 1570 nt
Organism: Telopea speciosissima
Lineage: Eukaryota; Viridiplantae; Streptophyta; Magnoliopsida; Proteales; Proteaceae
Product: magnesium transporter MRS2-5
Exons: 7
Coding region: 248-1510 (420 amino acids)
Biological process (GO): transmembrane transport; magnesium ion transport
Cellular component (GO): membrane
Molecular function (GO): magnesium ion transmembrane transporter activity
Source: RefSeq, a predicted model, not a curated record